CGCGGCCGGACCUGGAGCACGCUGCUGCUAGCUUCCUUUGCAGCCCUGUUGCACUGGAGCCACAUAACUCACCUCUUUGAAAAUGAUCGGCAUUUUUCUCACCUCUCAACGCUGGAAAGGGAGAUGGCUUUCCGCACUGAAAUGGGGCUGUAUUAUUCUUACUUCAAGACUAUAGUGGAAGCACCCUCAUUUUUCAGUGGAGUGUGGAUGAUCAUGAAUGACAGGCUUACUGAAUACCCCCUUGUUAUUAAUACAUUAAAAAGGUUCAAUCUUUAUCCUGAGGUGAUCUUAGCCAGCUGGUACCGGAUUUAUACCAAAAUAAUGGAUUUGAUUGGUAUUCAAACCAAGAUAUGCUGGACAGUUACCCGAGGAGAAGGACUCAGUCCAAUUGAAAGCUGCGAGGGAUUGGGAGAUCCUGCUUGCUUUUAUGUUGCUGUAAUUUUUAUGUUAAAUGGACUAAUGAUGGCAUUAUUCUUCAUCUAUGGCACAUACUUAAGUGGCAGCCGAUUGGGAGGCCUGGUCACGGUGCUAUGCUUCUUCUUCAAUCAUGGAGAGUGUACCCGUGUGAUGUGGACGCCUCCUCUCCGGGAAAGCUUCUCAUAUCCAUUCCUUGUACUUCAGAUGUUGCUUGUGACUCACAUCCUGAGGGCUACAAAACUUUACAGAGGGAGCUUAAUUGCACUCUGCAUUUCCAAUGUGUUCUUCAUGCUUCCUUGGCAGUUUGCCCAGUUCGUGCUUCUUACUCAGAUUUCAUCAUUAUUUGCAGUAUAUGUUGUGGGAUACAUUGAUAUAAGUAAAUUACGGAAGAUCAUUUAUAUACACAUGAUUUCUCUUGUGCUUUGUUUUGUGUUGAUGUUUGGGAACUCGAUGUUGCUCACAUCUUACUAUGCAUCCUCUUUGGUGAUUAUUUGGGGGUUGCUGGCAGUGAAACCACAGUUGCUAAAAAUGAAUGUAUCUGAACCUAGUUUAUGGGUUAUCCAAGGGUGUUGUUGGUUAUGUGGAACUGUUACACUCAAGUAUUUGACUUCUAGAAUCUUCGGCAUUGCAGAUGAUGCUCAUAUUGGGAACUUACUAACGUCAAAAUUCUUUAGUUACAAGGAUUUUGAUACCUUACUAUAUACUUGUGCAGCAGAGUUUGACUUCAUGGAAAGGGAGACUCCACUGAGAUACACAAAGACACUGCUGCUUCCUGUUGUUCUCAUCGUGUUUGCUGCAAUCGUCAGAAAGAUUAUUAGUGAUAUUUGGGGUGUCAUGGCUAAACAACAGACACAUCUAAGAAAACACCAAUUUGAUCACGGAGAGUUGGUUUACCAUGCUCUGCAGCUGUUGGCAUACACAGCCCUCGGGGUUCUGAUCAUGAGACUGAAGCUCUUCCUGACACCACACAUGUGUGUCAUGGCGUCCUUGAUCUGCUCCAGACAGCUCUUUGGGUGGCUCUUUGGCAAAGUUCACCCUGGUACUGUUGUGUUCGCUGUGCUAGCAGCGAUGUCGAUUCAAGGCUCAGCAAACCUGCAAACCCAGUGGAACAUUGUAGGGGAGUUCAGCAAUUUACCUCAAGAAGAGCUCAUAGAAUGGAUCAGAUACAGCACAAAGCCAGAUGCAGUGUUUGCAGGCGCCAUGCCCACCAUGGCAAGUGUGAAACUCUCUGCUCUCCGGCCCGUGGUGAACCACCCACACUAUGAAGAUGCAGGGCUGAGAGCCAGAACAAAAAUUGUAUAUUCGAUGUAUAGCCGAAAAGCAGCUGAAGAUGUGAAGAAGGAAUUGAUGAAAUUAAAAGUGAAUUACUACAUUCUAGAAGAGUCAUGGUGUAUAAGAAGAUCCAAGCCUGGAUGCAGCAUGCCUGAAAUCUGGGAUGUGGAGGAUCCAGCCAAUGCUGGGAAGACACCCCUGUGUAACAUCCUGGGGAAGGAUUCCAAGCCUCACUUCAACACAGUGUUCCAGAACAGCGUUUACAAAGUUCUAGAAGUUAUCAAAGAAUGACUGUGACACGCGCCAGCUACAGAGACCGCAUCAGUAAUGGCUUUACUGCUUUGCCACUAAGUCAUGUAUCGUUUUAACUCAGAUUACAAAACCUUUACAAGUCUUUUAAAGUAACUGUUUUCAAAUGGAAAACAUUUUAUUUGGUCAAUUUGUCAUUCUGAUUGUAAAAAUGACUUACACCAGAUCAAUUAGUUACUGUUUCAGUGCACCUGUUAAAAUUUGCUAUGCAAAUGAGUAUAUGCUUGUACUUCAUUUAAAUAUUUGUGUUACAGUGAACAAAGCCAUCUGUGUAGAAAUGCAUCAUUGGUCAUGACAAAGAUGAUCUGAAAGUGCAGUUCCUUCUGAACUGGGAGGGCCUGCUUUUCCGUGCAGGGCUGUCACAGCCUCGCUUCUUACUUACCUCCUGGUCUUACCUUUGGACACUUGGGUGAUUCUGUACCCUGGUCUUGUCAACCCAUCUCAGCUCUUAGUCCAGGUGUCAGUGGCCUGUGGAUCACCUGUUCCUCUCACUUCUGGGUGCUCUUUUUGUUCUGUAUGGCGCUUGAGAAUCAAGUGUUUCCUGCCCAUUGUUGCCCAGAUUCCUGGGUAUGAUGGGAGGAACGGCUCCUUUAAUUCCCAGCCAUGUGGCAUCUGCCUCUUCCCACAUGGGCUUUUGCUUUCAGAUAAAUGCUAUCUUGUCUUUAGUUGAUUAGCAAGUGCUUAUUCUUGGUUAAAAAAUUAGGAAAUGUGUAUUUUUCUCAUUUUUAGUAUUAAUCAAAUAUUAUAUUUUAAUAUCUUUAAUUCACUUAAAAUUUUUUCAUGAUUAAUUGCAGUUGUAAGAAAAGCUAUUUUGGACAACCCCAAAUAUGAUACAUCUAGAGUCUAAUAUAUAUAGAGACAUAGCUUUGGUAGACUAUAGUAUAUGGUAGUUUUUCUUUUGCUAUUAAGAUAAAACAAAACAUAACUAACUUUUCUGUCAAAAUGUAAAUGAAUAAUGAUAAAUGAAGAGUUUUUUCUAUUUUGCUUUCAAAAUUGCCUGUCUUUGAUAAGACAAAGCCUUAAGCCUUAUAAUUUUGCCUAAAAUAAAAGAUUAAGUUUGAGGAAUGCGUAUGUUCAGUCUUCCCCAUUUUUCUUUCUUUUUUUUUUUUUUUUGAAAAAUUUCCAAACAUGCUUUGAAUUUUUACACAGAUUUUGUUUCUUAGAAGUUAAUUUGUGUGAAAUGAGAUUCUUCAAAACCAUGGAUCUUCACUGUUGUAAGAAAUGGUUUUCAGGUUUUAAAUUCUAAGCAAAUUGUGACCAUGGCUGACUACACAUUUAAUUACAGUCUUCUCUUUAUUAA
Microtus ochrogaster (prairie vole) is the source of this 3298-nucleotide messenger RNA. It is a transcript of the gene Dpy19l1, whose product is annotated as dpy-19 like C-mannosyltransferase 1. Gene Ontology annotation, molecular function: mannosyltransferase activity. Gene Ontology annotation, cellular component: nuclear inner membrane. The record is from RefSeq and is a predicted model, not a curated record. Lineage: Eukaryota; Metazoa; Chordata; Mammalia; Rodentia; Cricetidae.